AUGACGCGUGGCAAGCAAAAGAUCGAGUCGCAGAAGCGCAACGAAGCGCGGAAUCAAAAGCCUAAGGGCUCGCAAUUAGAGGCCCGCGCCGCCGCUUUCAAGUCAACGUGCCCGAUUUGUAAGGUUCUGCUUGCCAAUUACAAUCAGCUCGUUGACCACUACGGCUCUAAACACCCUAAAGAGACGGUUCCCCCGCCGCCAGACUCAUGA
Messenger RNA from Closterium sp. Naga37s-1, 210 nucleotides. The record is from the annotation of a GenBank genome assembly. NCBI's taxonomy places the organism in Eukaryota, Viridiplantae, Streptophyta, Zygnematophyceae, Desmidiales, Closteriaceae.